This is a messenger RNA of Gallus gallus (chicken), 1630 nucleotides long. It is a transcript of the gene OVALX, whose product is annotated as ovalbumin-related protein X (SERPINB14C). Bases 260 to 1630 code for a protein of 456 amino acids. The transcript has 7 exons. Gene Ontology annotation, molecular function: serine-type endopeptidase inhibitor activity. The record is from RefSeq and is a predicted model, not a curated record. Gene Ontology annotation, biological process: negative regulation of endopeptidase activity. NCBI's taxonomy places the organism in Eukaryota, Metazoa, Chordata, Aves, Galliformes, Phasianidae.
AACAAGCUAAGACUAUUGUGGUUUGACUACAUUUGAUUGAAAUAUCCAGAGUAUGGUCCAGAGUAGACACAGAAGAAAUGAAAUGUGUUUACAUUGUCUCAAAAAUCAUUCAGAGUUCUCUGGAUGGCUAUAGGGAAACUCAUCUAGUCCACACUGUAUUCAUCAUACUGAAGCACAGAUGAAACUAUCUAUUUCCUAAAGGGCAAGUACAAGAUAGUGUUUUUAUAAUGAACCAGUACCUUUCUGAAGGAAAGUAAACAUGCAUUUGGGAAACAAUGGGUCAGUCUUUACAAUAUUUCUAAUGAUCACAGAAUUUUUAGGCUUUACAUUAUUGUUUCAGCAUCACAGAAACAGCAAUGAACAAGCAGCUUCUGGGCUACAGGAAGUACUUUUUACUACAAGUGCCACACGUCAACACCACACAGUAAUAAUCCUGUUUCUUUUAGACAACACCGAUUUCAGGAUGGGCUCCAUCAGUGCAGCAAAUGCAGAAUUUUGUUUUGAUGUAUUCAAUGAGCUGAAAGUCCAGCACACAAAUGAGAACAUCUUGUAUUCCCCCUUGAGCAUCAUUGUAGCCUUGGCCAUGGUCUAUAUGGGAGCAAGAGGCAACACUGAGUACCAGAUGGAGAAGGCUCUUCACUUUGACAGCAUUGCAGGACUUGGAGGAAGCACUCAGACAAAGUGUGGCAAAUCCGUGAACAUCCACCUACUCUUUAAAGAACUCCUCUCUGAUAUUACUGCAUCAAAAGCCAAUUAUUCACUCCGCAUUGCCAACAGACUCUAUGCAGAAAAGUCACGUCCUAUCCUACCGAUUUACCUAAAGUGUGUGAAGAAACUGUACAGAGCAGGUCUGGAAACAGUGAACUUCAAAACAGCAUCAGACCAAGCCAGACAGCUUAUUAACUCCUGGGUGGAAAAGCAGACAGAAGGACAGAUCAAAGAUUUGCUUGUAUCAAGCUCCACUGAUCUUGAUACAACGCUGGUCCUUGUUAAUGCCAUCUACUUCAAAGGGAUGUGGAAGACAGCAUUUAAUGCAGAAGACACUCGAGAAAUGCCCUUCCAUGUAACAAAGCAAGAAAGCAAACCUGUGCAAAUGAUGUGUAUGAACAAUAGCUUUAAUGUGGCCACACUGCCUGCAGAGAAAAUGAAGAUCCUGGAGCUCCCAUUUGCCAGCGGAGACCUGAGCAUGUUGGUGCUGUUGCCUGAUGAGGUUUCUGACCUGGAGCGGAUUGAGAAGACAAUUAACUUUGAAAAACUCACAGAGUGGACCAAUCCCAAUACGAUGGAGAAGAGGAGAGUGAAAGUGUACCUGCCCCAAAUGAAGAUUGAGGAAAAAUAUAACCUCACAUCUGUCUUAAUGGCAUUGGGAAUGACUGACCUGUUCAUCCCUUCAGCCAAUCUGACUGGCAUUUCUUCAGCAGAGAGCUUGAAGAUAUCCCAGGCUGUGCACGGGGCCUUCAUGGAACUCAGUGAAGAUGGCAUUGAGAUGGCAGGCUCCACAGGGGUGAUAGAAGACAUCAAGCAUUCCCCUGAGUCUGAACAGUUUAGGGCUGACCACCCAUUCCUCUUCCUGAUCAAACACAACCCAACCAACACCAUUGUCUACUUUGGCAGAUAUUGGUCCCCUUAA